Molecule: messenger RNA, 834 nt
Organism: Dovyalis caffra
Lineage: Eukaryota; Viridiplantae; Streptophyta; Magnoliopsida; Malpighiales; Salicaceae
Source: the annotation of a GenBank genome assembly
AUGCCAAGCCCCUUCUCUAUCUUUUCUCGCAGCAGCACCACCAAAGAAACACCUAUCCCAUUCAAAGACUACUACACAAACUGGUUCAACACUCUUAAGAACACACUCCUCCCUCUCCUCCAUCAUUCCCUUUCCAGCUCUCCUUCCACUCCUACUCUCCUCUCUUCUCACCUCCACCUCAUCCUCCACCACCUCCUCUCUUACUACGAAUCUCUUGACCUUGCAGUCACCACCAAUAGCAACAAUCUUCCUUACCUUCUUUACCCUUCUUGGAGAAACUCCCUUGAAAUACCCUUCUUGUUUCUUGGUGAUCUUCACCCUUAUGUAUUCACUAACCUCCUCAGGUCAUUUCUUGAUGAAGCAGACAAUGAUGAAGACACCGAUAACGACCGUCAAGUUUUAGUCUUUGAUAGGCCUUGUCAGGUGGUGAUGGCAUGGAAAGACCCCUCUAAGCAUUUGAUAAUCAAGAUUGAGCAAAUUGAGCGUGGACUAAGGUUAAUGGUACCUGCACUUCUUGAUAGAGUGAAAAAAACACAGUCAGGGUUUGUAGGAAAGGUUGCAGAGGAAUGGGUGAAUUGUGAGGGAAAGGAGAAAAUGGAUGUUAGUGAGGCAAUGAAGGCUGAAAUGGAGGAGUUAGUGAGUGUAUUUUUGGAUGCUAAUAGGUUAAGAAGGAGUGUGAUAUCAGAGAUUGUUGGUGCACUGAAUGUUUAUCAAGGGGCUCUGUUUCUUGAAGGAUUAGCCCAAUUUCUGGUUGGGUUUCAGGACAAGAAUUUGCUCCGCGAAUUCGAAAGAUGCAAGACUCCUGUCAGUGAAAGAGUUGGGCUUUCACUCUAA